This is a messenger RNA of Polistes dominula (European paper wasp), 1057 nucleotides long. It is a transcript of the gene Rcd-1, whose product is annotated as Required for cell differentiation 1. The record is from RefSeq and is a predicted model, not a curated record. NCBI's taxonomy places the organism in Eukaryota, Metazoa, Arthropoda, Insecta, Hymenoptera, Vespidae. Gene Ontology annotation, cellular component: CCR4-NOT complex. Gene Ontology annotation, biological process: mRNA catabolic process.
AAUAAUUUAAAUUUAAGUAAAUCAUAUAUAUAUAUAUAUAUGUAUAUAUAUAUAUAAAGAGGGAGAGAAUAUUGAAAUGAGUUCUCAACAAAGCCCAGCAGCAUUGCAAUCAAGCGUCGAUCGUGAAAAAGUUUACACGUGGAUCAUUGAACUGUCAAAUCCAGAAACACGAGAAAAUGCACUAUUGGAAUUAAGUAAAAAACGUGAAGUUGUACCAGACUUAGCUCCAAUGUUAUGGCAUUCUUUUGGCACAACUGCAUCACUUUUACAAGAAAUUAUUAAUAUUUAUCCAGCAAUCAAUCCAGCAACAUUAACUGCAUAUCAAAGUAAUCGUGUAUGUAAUGCACUUGCACUGUUACAAUGUGUUGCAAGUCAUCCGGAUACAAGAUCUGCAUUUCUUCAAGCACACGUUCCAUUGUUUCUGUAUCCAUUCUUGCAUACAGUAAGCAAAACAAGACCAUUUGAGUAUCUCAGAUUAACAAGCUUGGGUGUGAUAGGUGCAUUGGUUAAAACUGAUGAACAAGAAGUCAUAACAUUUUUAUUGACCACUGAAAUAAUACCACUUUGUUUGAGAAUCAUGGAAAGUGGUUCAGAGUUGAGCAAAACUGUUGCCACAUUUAUCCUACAAAAGAUUUUAUUGGACGACAGCGGUCUUUCUUACAUAUGUCAAACCUAUGAUAGAUUUAGUCAUGUUGCUAUGAUAUUAGGAAAAAUGGUUUUGUCAUUGGCUAAAGAUCCUUCAGCAAGAUUAUUGAAACACGUUGUCAGAUGUUAUUUAAGACUCUCCGAUAAUCCUAGAGCUUUAUUAGCAUUAAGACAAUGUUUACCAGAUCAACUAAGAGACAAUACCUUUGCAACUUGUUUACAAGAAGAUGCGUCAACCAAACACUGGUUAAAUCAACUUCUCAAGAAUUUAGAAACUGGUCCUCAACCAGUUCCACCAACUCAACCUGGUCAACAGGAUCCUAGGACUAUUGGCAUGUCACCGCUUACUUCUUAGAUCUUACCUAUAUUUUAUUAUUGAUAUGAUAAUUCAUAUUUUUCUAAGAAAAAAAAA